AUCUUCUUCCUCUGCUUUUCUCCCACCAUGGCUGCUGAUGAAGAUGACAUAAGAUGCCUAGGAGGAAUCCAGACCGCUCUCACCGACCCUAAGGGAGUUCUCAAAUCAUGAAACUUCGCAAACACAACUCUCGGGUUCCACUGAAACUUCGUCGGCGCGUCUUGUUAGAACAAUCAAGAGAACAUAGUCAUCAAUCUCGAGCUUCCAGACAUGGGUUUAUCUGGUCGGAUCCCAGAGUCUCUUCAGUACUGUGGUAGCUUACAGAAGCUCGAUCUAUCUAGCAAUCGAUUCUCUGGUAACAUCCCUCCAAAGCUAUGUACUUGCCACUUGGUAACCGUUCUUGAUGUCUCUUGAUCUGUCGAAUAAUGAACUGAACGGUGAGAUUACUCGUAGUUUAGGUGAGUGUAGGUUCGUGAACCCUUUGGUUCUGUCUGAGAAUCGGUUAUUGCAGCUGGUGUGUUUGGUGGUAUUACUAUACGAGAAAGAGAAGUAGUUUAAACAAAGGAGUUAGUAGCUUAGCGCAGAGACUUUGUAGCCAUUUGCUAGCGCAAGUCUCUUCGAUUCAGAAGCCUUUGGUUAAGGUUAAGCUUGGGGACUUGAUGGGUUAUGGCUGCAACUAAUGGUUUCAGCUCUGAGAACAUUAUCGUUGCAACUAGAACAGGAACAACAUAUAAGGCGGUUCUCCCUGAUGGCUCAGCACUCGCGGUGAAGCACUUAAGAGUGUUAGCUUGGGGAGAAGGAGUUUUGGUAUGAGAUGAAUCAGUUGUGGGAGCUGCAUCACCUAAGUUAGCGCUUGGUGUCUGCGUUGUGGAAGAAGAGAAGUUUCUUGUUUCGGAUUUUAAGCUACACGUAAUUAAAAUCUUGUAAUAUAAUUCAUGUAAUAUUUAUGAGUAACGAGGUUGAUUAGAGGAUAUGGGUGGCAAAAAUAAAUCCAUUGAUAGAAAGACUAGUAGCAAAUCACCUAAUAACUCCAAAUUUUUUAGAAAAUAGUUUACCAAAUCAUCUAUAGAUUUUAUUUUAAUUUUUAAACUUUAACUAAAAUCACUCAAAUAACUUCAAAACUUCAAUAAAUCCCACUAAAAUUAAAACACUCCACAACUCCUCAAAAUCCAUAGUCCAAUAAUCUUAAGAGGUAUGAAAUCAUGUAGAUCCUAUUUCAAGAGGUAUGAAACACAUUUUUCUUCUUAAUUUUGGCUCUCUUUGAAGAGUUUAAAUUUUUUUGUGUUUUGCUUGUUUCAAUAAGUGAAGAAAAAUGGGACAAAAGCUCCACGCUCUUAUGUUCCCAUGGUUCGCUUUUGGUCACUUUACUCCAUACUUGCAUCUAGCCAACAAGUUAGCUGAGAAAGGUCACAGGGUUACUUUCUUGCUGCCUACGAAAGCUAAAAAACAAUUAGAACCUCUUAACCUGUUCCCAGACAGCAUCGUCUUACAUCCUAUUACCAUUCCUCAUGUUGAUGGUCUUCCUGCUGGCGCCGAGACUCCCUCGGACAUCCCCAUCACGUUGUGGAAGUUCUUGAUCGUAGCCAUAGAUCGUACACGCGAUCAAGUCGAAGUCGCGGUUCGUGCUUCGAGACCGGACCUGAUCUUGUUCGAUUAUGCUUACUGGGUUCCAGAAGUGGCAAAGGAGCAUGGAGUAAAGAGUAUGAUGUACAACGUGAUAUCAGCAACAUGUAUAGCUCAUGACCUUGUCCCUGGUGGUGGAUUCGGAGUUCCUCCACCUGGCUAUCCUUCAUAUAAGUUGUUGUUCCGCGCACAUGAUGCUCACGCCAUGUCGUCAUUCUCUGUUUACUACAAGAGGUUUUACGAUCGGUUUACCACAAGUCUUACGAAUUGUGAUUUCAUUUCGGUUAGGACGUGUGAAGAAAUUGAAGGUAUGUUUUGCGACUAUAUAGGGAGUCAGUACAAGAAGAAUGUUCUCUUGACGGGUCCAAUGCUUCCUGAGCUAGACAGAAGUCAACCACUUGAAGACAAAUGGAAUCAUUGGUUGAGCUGGUUUGGACCAGGAUCUGUAGUGUAUUGUGCACUUGGCAGCCAAAUCACUCUGGAGAACGACCAAUUCCAAGAGCUAUGCUUAGGAAUGGAGCUCACUGGUUUGCCGUUUUUUGUAGCGCUAACGCCACCAAGAGGUGCAAAGACUAUUCAAGAAGCCUUACCAGAAGGAUUCGAGGAGAGGGUAAAAGGUCGUGGAGUAGUUUGGGGAGAAUGGGUGCAGCAACCGUUGAUAUUGGCUCAUCCAUCAGUAGGCUGCUUUGUGAGCCAUUGUGGAUUCGGUUCGAUGUGGGAGUCUCUAAUGAGUGAUUGCCAGAUAGUCUUGAUUCCAUAUUUGGCUGAUCAAGUUCUCAACACGAGAUUGUUGACUGAUGAACUCGAGGUUGCGGUUGAAGUGCAAAGAGAAGAAACAGGAUGGUUCUCCAAGGAGAAUUUGAGUGUUGCGGUCAACUCUGUGAUGGACAAAGAUAGUGAGAUUGGGAGUCAGGUGAGGAAGAACCACUCCAAGUUGAAAGAGCUUGUGGUUAGUCCUGGAUUAUUAACCGGUUACACUGAUAAAUUUGUUGAGACUUUGGAGAACCUACUCAAGGUACAAAACUUCAAUGAGUUACUUUAGCUUGAGAAGAAGUACGUAGCAGUUGUUUCAAAUAAUGCAAUAAUAUUCUUAAACCAUGCAACGGAGCGGUUGUCUUUGCUCAUUUUUGGUUUUUAUAAAAUUUAUUUACUCAUUUGUGGUAUGCUUUUUCCAUUACUUUUAUAAGAACAUUAAACAAAUUUCCGUAACAAAAAGAGUUGACUUUGAAAGUACAUUAAAAAUUAAACAAAAUUAUAAGCCGCAAGUUAAAUACAUUUCUAGCUUUAUGAUUUUUUUUUCUUGAGAAAUAUUUAUAGCGUUAUGUUCUUUUUUACACCGUUAUGUUCAAAAAAACAUUUAUAGCGUUACCAUCAUGUCAGUGCUUAAAGGUAUAUUAUCUUUAAUUAUUGAUUACAUCAAGUGUUUUUUUUCUUAAUUCAGAGUUGAUCUUAUUAAAAAAUAGAAUUUAAGUUUUUUUUAAUUUAUUUUCGAGAUAUAACAUACUAAAUUUCAGUUAUGAAUUGAUAAAAAACCAAUAUGAUUCAAAAGGAUGAAUCGAUAGAACCAAACAUACAAAUUACAUAAACACCAGGGCUUGAAAGCCUGCAUCAAAGUUGUUUCCAUGGCCUUUGGUGUUUUUUACCUUAUUGAGCUGCGCAAGAUCUGCAAAACAAAACUCCCUUCAUGAUGAUAUUUAUAAAUAAACAUGCUCCCAUGUCUAGGUCUAACUAUUAUUGUGUACGUAUGUUAUCGUUGUAUGUUAUCGUUCGGGACGUUUAAUCAUGGUUGCUGCCAAUCAUCUGCCUAAGUGCUUGUCAUCAACAUAUUGUGUUUUUGUGUAUUUAUUUGUUUGGAACAAAGCUAUGUAAACUAGAAAACAGUCCUCCAUUAAUAUAUAUGUUAUUUGAGACUGAUAUGUGGCAAAAAUGCUUAAGCCUUUAGGCAUAUAAGAUUGUUCUAUCUUUACCCAUUUUACAAACUUUGAAGUAGACUCGUGUUCACCGAACAUAUAUAACCCUUUUUACCGAAGUAUACGGACGGAGUGUAUGACGUACGGGGCACGUGCCCCCAACUAAUUUUAAAAUUUUCUUUAACAAAUGCUAUAAAUAUAUAUAUAUAAGUGCCCCCUACUCAAACAAAUUAAUCACAACAUAUUAAAAUGUCAAUCCAUAUAGUCUUCCAAAGCUAUGUUGAUCAUUCAAAGAUGUGAGGCAAAGGAGAACUGUCAACAAAAAGAUGAUCGUAAUCAGAACAGAAAAAGCUCUCAUUCUCAAGGGUCGGUGACUUUGGCUCCAUAGAGUCUACUGAUGACGCCUUGCAAUGCGAAGAUAUCCAUUGUGCACAAGGAGCAGGCUUAUCGCCAACGCAACAGCAGCACUGCAUACAUUCAUGCUGAUCUACAUACUACAUAGUACACUACUUGCCGUAUCUAAAGGGAAGUUUAGACAGUUGUAUAGGAGACUUGAGCACCAAGUUAACUCAUUUAAUACUCUUUUUCCAUAAAUCCUUUAAAGAUAAAGAGACAAUUAAUUACCAGAUGACAAUGAGUUGCAUUAGGAAUUGAUCGAAAGGGAGAAUUCAAGCAAAGGUGUCUUGGAUGUGGGUAUUCUCUACAAGCAACCAGUUCAAGAGAUUCCACCAAAUUUUCAAAACUACAACUAGAAAAAAAUAUUGAUAUAAACAAUAUAACUAAACCCUAAACUGAAACCUGGCGUUAUUGGCUUACUGCCAUCGCCAUCACUGGAGACUGAGAGGCGCUUUUUAAAGUCAAAGAAUCAAAAGGGUCGGAAAUGGGGAAGUCCUCUGACUCCUCCAUUCACUUCAUGUCUUGACUUGUGACGGAAGAAACAAAAG
Molecule: messenger RNA, 4417 nt
Organism: Brassica napus (rape)
Lineage: Eukaryota; Viridiplantae; Streptophyta; Magnoliopsida; Brassicales; Brassicaceae
Product: UDP-glycosyltransferase 79B9-like
Exons: 1
Coding region: 1253-2605 (450 amino acids)
Molecular function (GO): UDP-glycosyltransferase activity
Source: RefSeq, a predicted model, not a curated record